GUGGCCCCAAUACUCUCAAAUGGGACUACAACAGACAGGACAAGACCUCCUACCAGAGACAGUUUGAGGUCCUGCCAGGCCCACCUGCCUCGAUGUGUAAGAGGGCCUCCUCCAGCGUGGAACUGGGAGACUGCAAGACUGGCUAUGACCACAUGUGUUCUGAGCAGAAACAGGCCUAUGGGCCCCAGGGCCUGUCCCCAGACAGGUAUGACAAGGCCCAGGCCGCAGCCCACAUCUACUAUGUGCAUGUUCGUCCUGGAGACGGCCUAUUCCAUGACAGGACCACCAAGGCCGAGCACUUCUAUGCCCGGGAGCCAGAGCCCCUUGUUCUUCACCACGACCAGACUCCAGAGUCACACAUUCUGGAAGGAAAUUGGUGCCCCGGCCCUGGCAGUCUCGACACCUCCAUGCAGUAUUUCUACGGCCAGCCGCCACCUCUGACCCAGCCACCCAGCCGCCACCCGCCCCAUGAGAAAUUGCAGAGUCAUGUGACCCUGGGAGAGAGGAAGCCGCUCAGACACUUCUUCCAGACCACCAUGAGCUCAGACUACCGCUCUGCAGAGGAAAUGAGAAAGAUCCAGAAAGCGCCCAACCUCCACUUUGGGCAGACCAACCUGCCCCAGGGCACCGGCGAAUUCGAUUUUUUAACCAUGAACCAGAAGAUGCUGAAGCCACACGGAACAGCUCGGGCCCUCGUGACCGAAGAGAUGCUACAGCGGUGCAAGAACAGCCACGUGGAGCCCCCUCUGAAUGAACUGCGCUUCUUCUCAACCCACUACGAGGACGAAUUUCCUUCCAAGUACCAGGGCCCAGCAGUACUGAGACUGAGCAACCCCCAGGAGAGCUAUGUGCCACUGGGCACCCCUCGCCAGCAGGGCUGUUGGGAGAAGAUAGACCCUCGGGCUCCCCAGCCCCCUAUGUACCCAUGCCCCAGCCCGCAAUAAACAUCACCUUG
Molecule: messenger RNA, 955 nt
Organism: Carlito syrichta (Philippine tarsier)
Lineage: Eukaryota; Metazoa; Chordata; Mammalia; Primates; Tarsiidae
Gene: SAXO5
Product: testis expressed 45
Exons: 7
Coding region: 93-944 (283 amino acids)
Source: RefSeq, a predicted model, not a curated record